This is a messenger RNA of Fraxinus pennsylvanica, 1176 nucleotides long. The record is from the annotation of a GenBank genome assembly. NCBI's taxonomy places the organism in Eukaryota, Viridiplantae, Streptophyta, Magnoliopsida, Lamiales, Oleaceae.
AUGGCUCAGAUGUGGCGUCUAGGCAUGAAGGACAUGCAAAUAUUGCCCGCGUCUCGCCACCGCAGUAACUUAAAGAAGCCAACAUGGAUUAUCGUACUCGUUUCUUUAGUCAUCUUGUUCUUAAUUUGUGCUUAUGUUUAUCCUCCCCAGAAUUCCACUGCGUGCUAUGUAUUCUCUUCUCACGGUUGUAAGGCAUUAUCCAAUUGGCUUCCACCUGCUCCUAUGAGGGAACUAACCGACGAUGAGAUUGCAUCUCAUGUUGUAAUUAGAGAUAUCCUGAGUAUGCAUCCUAGUUUAUCAGAGAAUUCCAAAAUUGCAUUCCUAUUUCUGACACCGGGUGCUUUACCUUUUGAGAAGCUGUGGGACAAUUUUUUUCAGGGACAUGAAGGAAGAUUCUCUGUCUAUGUGCACGCAUCUAAGCAAAAACCAGUCCAUUUUAGUCGUUAUUUCAUCAAUCGGGAAAUUCGUAGUGACAAGGUAGUUUGGGGAAAAAUUUCAAUGGUUGAUGCAGAAAGAAGGCUUUUAUCGAAUGCACUCAAAGAUCCUGACAACCAGCAUUUUGUUCUACUAUCUGACAGUUGCAUACCAUUGCGUGAUUUUGACUAUGUGUACAACUAUCUCAUGUAUACAAAUACAAGCUUCAUAGACAGCUUUGAGGAUCCUGGUCCACAUGGAAGUGGGAGGUAUUCUGAACACAUGUUACCUGAAGUUGAAAAGAAAGACUUUCGUAAGGGUGCACAGUGGUUCACAAUGAAGCGGCAACAUGCGGUUAUAGUUAUGGCUGAUAGUCUCUACUAUACAAAAUUCAGGGAUUAUUGCAAGCCAGGUAUGGAAUAUGGACGCAACUGCUAUUCUGAUGAACACUAUUUGCCUACUUUUUUCCAUAUGCUUGAUCCAGCUGGAAUUGCUAAUUGGUCAGUAACACACGUGGAUUGGUCUGAAGGGAAGUGGCAUCCAAAAUCAUAUCGCAAGCAGGAUGUCUCUUAUGAGCUGAUGAGAAAUAUUACAUCUAUUACAGAGUCUCUGCACGUUACAAGUGAAGAAGUGAAGGAAAUUCAGAUUAGGCCAUGCUUAUGGAAUGGAAAUCAGCGACCUUGUUACUUGUUUGCAAGGAAAUUCUUACCUGAAACCCUAGAUAAUUUGAUGCUCCUUUUCCCUAAUUAUACAUCAAUUUGA